GGGUCUGUAAAAGGCGGAUAUUUUAAUAACUGUUCACAGACCGCCCAGCCAGAAACACGCGAUUUCCCCUCAGCCAGACUAACUUGGCAUUCUGAAUACAGGCUCAGAGGGGAGGGGCCGGGUCUCUCCAUGCAGGAACUGGAGUCAGAGGCUUCCCUUGCUGCUUGCAGGGAAAGACUAUUAAGAAUGCCUCUCAGUGCCUGGUUUCCUGAGGUAUCUGAGGGUAGACAGGCGGCCUCUCGAGCAAUCUGAGCACAUCUCACCGGCAUCUCUGCAGGAAUCAGGAUGCAGGCCAAAUACAGCAGCACAAGGGACAUGCUCGAUGAUGAUGAUACCACCAUAAGCCUGUAUUCUGGAACCUCCACUGUCACCAGACGUGCAGAGCCCAGGCACUCAGAGAAUGGGACACCCUCUUCAGUUUGGCGCCCAGUGGCCCUGACCCUGCUGACCUUGUGUUUGGUGCUGCUCGUUGGCCUGGCAGCCCUGGGCCUUGUGUUUUUUCAGUUCUACCAGCUGUCUAAUAUCCAGCAAGACAGCAUCACUGAAAAGGAUGAAAAGCUGGGGAACAUGUCCCGACAGCUACAGUCUCUCCAGGCCCAGAACAGAAAACUCAUUGAAACUCUACAGCAGGUAGCCGUAAAACUGUGCCGUGAACUUUACAACAAAAGUGGAGGACAUAGAUGCAGUCCUUGCCCAGAAAAAUGGAAGUGGUAUGGAGACAAAUGUUACCAGUUCUAUAAAGAAAGUAAGAACUGGCAGAGUUGUGAAUACUUCUGCCUGGCUGACAAUGCCACCAUGCUGAAGAUAAGCACACAGGAAGAGCUGGAUUUUGCCAUGCCCCAGAGCUACUCUGAGUUUUUCUACUCUUAUUGGACAGGGCUCUCCCGCAAUGGCAGUGGCAAAGCCUGGCUGUGGACAGAUGGGACACCUUACUCCUUUGAACUGUUUGAGAUUAUAAUAGAUCCCACCAACCUAAGAAACAGGGACUGUAUGACCAUCUUCAAUGGAAAGGCUUACUCUAAGGACUGCAAAGAGCUGAGGAGGUGUGCCUGUGAGAGGAUAGCAGGGAGAGUGGUACCUGGAGAGCUCCAGUAGGUGACAUGAAGCAUUGGAUUGAGGGGUCAACAGGUCAGCUUCAACCACCAGCAAAAGGACUGCCAAGUGAGGCCAAUGUGAAGGACAUUCAAAGCUUUGGGAAACAGAUGGGCAGCUGCUGGGGCUGGUAUGUGAGAGGUUUUCCUGGUUCUAGCUCAGCAUCAUCCAGGCCUGGGCUUUAGUUCUUGUGCACAUGUUCUAGACACAAAGGGUCUUAUUGAUGAACCUCCGACUAGCCCCAGGAAGUCAUAGAGUUGUCCUCCUUGAUUUACAAAAGACUUUCAGUUUUCUCCCUUCUCAGGGUCUAGACGUUAUCAGCCUCUGUCUCAUGUCUCCCUUACUCUUGGAAAAGUGAGAAACAUAAGAAGAUAGAAGAGUUGAUACAAAGCCACAAACUAGAUGAGCUAGUGUCCACAUAACUAUUGGUCCUUUAGAGUCACAGCACUUGGAAGGAGAAGGAAGACAUGAGAAGUUCAAGGCCAGCCUCAGGUACAUAUUUGCAGGCCAUCCUAGGCUACAUGAGUACACCUUUCAAGUGACAGAAAGAAGGAACAAAAGAACAAGAGAAAAAAGAAAGGAAGAAUGGAAGAAGAAAUGUGAAAAUCAAAGUGAAAAGAGAGAAAAGAAGAAGAAAACAUGGUGUCCUUUAUCCUAACAGGCAAUCCAAGAAAAACUAGCAGAAGACCCCAACCCUGUGCUGCUCUACACACAGACAAUUCUUUUUGCGUCCAGCUCACACUUUCCUAGGCUCGCAAAAGUGACUUCACCUACUGUGCCUGUGGCCAGCUUUCCAGCUGAUACAGUUCUCAUUAUGUCAACCACCACUCCAUCAAUUGUGUCUUUCCCCUAAUUAUGUCUCCUAGGAAAGAGACCGUCUCAAUUCUAAGCUAGAAUUAAUGUCCCUGUACACCUUAAGAGACUGAAGCCUAGAAAAAACAAUAACAAAACAAACAAAACAACAACAAAAUCCAGAACAACCUCUGUACAGAUAAUAGGUUGAUUUCUUCUUCCAUCAUUUUUGAACAAUGUUUAUACCUUUCAGGUACUGAAUGUUUAAUAAUAAUAAGUGUAAAUAAUGUGAAAUGGGUGACGUUCUAGAAUGGAUUUGUGAUUUGGUGUAGGAGACCAGCAAAGGAAUCCUUUUCACAAAAUGGAAACCAUCACUCCUUAACUCCUUGUGCAUUGACAGGUGGUGAGACCACUAUAAAGAUAUUGUUUAUGAGAUUACAUGAGUAUAAGAAAGUCUUCAAGAGGAUGGCUUUAUAAUAUUCCUAAAGUGAAAUGUCUGAGGCGAAAUCAUGACGUUGAGGUUGGUAUGUUGACUAACUGGGGUGUGGGAGAAGCAUGGUUUCUAAACAGGCGUGGGAGGAAAUGGAGAAGCUGUGACAUCUGCACAGCCAGACUCUUGACUAGACAUGAGCUUCUCUCGGUGGUGACAUUCCAAGCCACAACAGGGUCUUUGUGAAUAGUACCAUGCCAAGUGGUUUCAUUGGUUAGAGAUAAAUCAGCAUUAGGGGUUGGUGGCACCAGCAAUAGAUUUCACACUCUAAAUUUUCAGUAGUAAAAAUUGGAAAACAUCCAUAUCAUGGUGAAAUUACAAUUAAAUUAGCACUUUGUUAUGAAAAACAAUUCUCUAUUUAUUUUCAUAAGACUUAAUUUUAUGACUGUCAUUUAUCUAAGCAUUGCUGUGAGACCACUUGAGUUUUCUUUGAGAUUUCCUUCAUGUUCGUUUGGGGAGUUCUUCAAUAUUGAAUUCUAUGCAGGUUUACUGGGACAAGCAGAUAGAAGUGUAUUUGUGUUUUUAAAACUUGAGGGACUUACAUCUUUCUUGUUUUGGUUUGUUUAUUGAGCCAAUCACCUCACAUCAUGUAGCUUAUUAAAAAGUGGGAAUAUUUAUAAUUUCCCUAUGAUGUUACUUUUAAAAAGUGUGAAGUUAGUCUCAUAAUGUAGGUUGUAAUAUAAAAUGUGUUGAAAAUUAAGAAAAUAUUCUAAAGAGUUUAAUGAUCAUUUUAAUGUAGCAGAACACAAGGGCAGCAUCUGUAGUCAUUAAAGAAGAAAGGUAUUCUCAAAUAUUUUCCAUAACUAACAAAAUUAUAACUGUUUCUUCUGUUUGGUUAAAUUGUCUAAUAUAAUAUUUCAAAAUAUGGAAUAAAGAUCAAGUCCAUCAUUAAGC
Molecule: messenger RNA, 3268 nt
Organism: Mus musculus (house mouse)
Lineage: Eukaryota; Metazoa; Chordata; Mammalia; Rodentia; Muridae
Gene: Clec1a
Product: C-type lectin domain family 1, member a
Exons: 6
Coding region: 286-1095 (269 amino acids)
Cellular component (GO): membrane
Source: RefSeq, marked validated